Molecule: messenger RNA, 1464 nt
Organism: Neoarthrinium moseri
Lineage: Eukaryota; Fungi; Ascomycota; Sordariomycetes; Amphisphaeriales; Apiosporaceae
Exons: 2
Coding region: 1-1464 (487 amino acids)
Biological process (GO): peptidyl-proline hydroxylation to 4-hydroxy-L-proline
Cellular component (GO): endoplasmic reticulum
Molecular function (GO): iron ion binding; L-ascorbic acid binding; procollagen-proline 4-dioxygenase activity
Source: RefSeq, a predicted model, not a curated record
AUGUCGAAAUCCAAGAAGGCAGCCAAGCGCAAGCGGCAGAAUGAGCCACAGGGCGGUCCGGUCAACAAGAAGCGAGCCGAUGCGCCUCCGACUCCAGACUCUUCCGACCCCAGCCCCGGAUCCGAGCCCAAGACCCUCCACGCCGUGGUUUCCGAAGAAGAGGUCGAGAUUGCCGUCGACACGCUGCGCACCUUGGCUGAAUACCCAGUUGUCAUCAAGUCCAAGGCCUGCAGGGAGCUGCGCACUGCUGUUUACGACUUCAAGCAGGCCUGCACCACAGGCUUGAACACUAGCGCCGAUGCGAACCUCACGUCCAGAAUAUCUGCGGCAUUGGUGGAUGGGAAAUACACAGAUGCUUUGAUUCUGCUUGCCGAGAUGCGCAUCCGCGGCGAGAGCCCCAAGCUGGGCGCUCUAUGCCGCUGGGUACGAGAAAUCGAUGUCACGAGCGGCUUUUCGAUGGGAGACACCAAGAAUGUGGUCAGGUCAAAGGACCAGCUUGAGCUCCUGCGCGUUCUGGAUGCAAUUUCACGAGUCACGGGCACUGCCGACCUGAACCCUUCGAUUUCCUCGUUUACGCCGUCCGGCCCAUUCAUGCUGCACGAACCAUGGGUGUUGCGUGAUGCAGCAGCCUCACCGACAUGCCAUAUUGAUGAGACCAUUUCUCAAUACAGCCCUGCAGGCGUCAAGGAGAACUUCAAGAUACUAGAAACGACUCGUGGCCCUGAGCGUAAUCCGCCAAAUCUCCACGAUGCUGUCCUCUACCUCAGCAAUGACAAUGCGGUCCCUCUCUCUCCAACGCCACCGCCAACCUCACACCACAAGCACCCCUCAGUGCCGAAUUUGUCACUUAUGAAAGAUGUUCUGUCUGUGGAAGAAUGCAAGUCAAUCAUUGCGGCGACAGAAACUGUGGGGUACUUGCCUGAUGCCCCCAUCAGAGAUGAUGGGGCUGAGGCCAGUAUCCUUGCACACAACGUUUACUGGAUAGUGGACGAGGCCUUCCACGACACAUUGUGGCAGAGGGUUCGACCCUUCAUCCCAUCAGAGAUCGAUGGUAAGAAGGCCCGUGGUAUAAACCGCCGAUUCCGAGUAUACCGCUACGUACCCGGAGCCGAGUACCGAGUUCAUUUUGACGGUGCUUGGCCCCCGUCGGGAGUUCACCCAACAACGGGCAAAUACCUAUGGGACGCUUCGCCGGCCAAUGCAAAGCAGUCUAGCCUUUUCACCUUCCUGGUCUACCUGAACGAUGACUUUGAAGGCGGGGAAACCACCUUCUUCACACCUAGCCUCGUCGAUGGGGUUAUGAACGCCCAUCCAGUGCGGCCGAUCAUGGGCUCGAUCGCUUUGUUUCCACAUGGCGAGAGUAAGGGGGCCUUACUACACGAGGGCACCGGCGUUAGAAGGGGCGCCAAGUACAUUAUCCGGACAGAUGUUGAAUAUGACAUAGAACCGGGCCAAUCCGACUAG